Molecule: messenger RNA, 363 nt
Organism: Knipowitschia caucasica
Lineage: Eukaryota; Metazoa; Chordata; Actinopteri; Gobiiformes; Gobiidae
Source: the annotation of a GenBank genome assembly
AUGGGGCAGCUGUGCAACAAGAUGAAGGCAUGUCCCUAUUUUGAAGAUCUCCGACAAUACUACAAAUCCACUAGGACCAGAAGUAAAAGAUGCUGCUCUAAAGGAAUGACUCAAGUAUCAAGAGAACUGAAGGAUUGGAAGUUUUACAGAGAUGGUCCUCUGCGGCUGGGGACUGCUGAGCUGUGGAGGAAGCGAGAGGCCAACACUGUACAGGAGAUAGGACAGCAUGCCUCUCUUUGUUGCUGCCCUUGGGCUGAGCUGCUCCACGGCUGGGUGCGGCACUGCAGAAGCUCUUAUGAGACUACUUGGAGGCCCUAUAGGCCAAGCGACUCUGCGUCCGAGAGGGUCCGAACUGAAAGCUAG